CGCUGUAACUUUCAUUAAAAAUAUAUUUAUUAUUAUCUUUUAUUUGCUAUCAAAAUCAAAUAAAAAUAUUUUAAUUCCAGAAAGUAAACAGGCUUCUUAAUUUCCUUGUAAAUGGCUCUAAUCUCACGAUUGUGGAGAAUUUUCUUCAAUUAUGUUACGCAACCAGGAAACUACCAAACAAAAAUAAAAGUCAGAAUUUAUCUUGUGCUUGUUGUAUGUAACUAGAAACAUUGUAAAAUGUGUCCAAAUUACGAAUACGUUAAAAACUGCAUUUUUACCGCACUAUUUCAACUGAACAAAAAUAUGCAACUUAUUAUCGCUUAUUUCUUUUGACGUAUUCUCUUAUUAUUUCGUAUCUACAACUACAUUGCAUUUAACAAGUUAAUAUGUCUAUUCGAUAAGUCGAUAAUGUCACUAAAAGUAGAAUUUCAUGACAGUAACGUCGCAGUUAUUUCUUAGAAAUGAAACUAUACGUUCGAUGAAUACACUGUAUACAUUAUUAUGACGUGCGUGUCGUUUUAUGUUCGCUUCGAGUACAAUUCCACUGCUCAAAUUGCAUGGCCUAUCUCGAGUAUGUAUUUAAUAAGGUCAACUGUGAGAUAAUUAAGCCCAAUAUUAUAAAUAGGGCGAAGUUUCUUCAUUUGGAUGCUUGAUAAAAAGUUAAGAAAUACAGUAUCUGUUUAAGAUCAUGAAGCAUGAGUUGCUUAAAAUGUUACGCAAUAUUAUCAUCAUUAAACAAAUUUUAUUAAUUCAUGUAACAUUGGAGAAAAUAAUGUACAUUAGAAGAUCCUUGAAACUUAUAAAGCUCGCUUUCAUUCACAUUGUUACACGAUAUGAUACGAACUUAAAUAUCGAUUAAGAAAUAGUUUCUAUGCCUCGUCGCUCUAUAUAUACUUAAAAAUGUUUCAAGACCGGAUAAUAAUUCAUGACAAGUAUGCGUAAUGGACUUCAUAUAGACAAGUUUAUAAACUCGUGUAGAAAAAAUAAUGAUGUAAUUCCUUGUGACUCGCGCGGAAAUAUUCAAUGUACAUGUAGAUAACAACAUGAAUCAUUUUUUUUCGAUUAAAUAUCAUUCUUGUCGAUACACACACGUUAAAAUCUUAUUUUCAUUACAUAAAAGAGGAUAUAUGAAAACGGGUAAAUUCAGGUGAUUACUGACAAAUUCGUUACAAAAAUUAUCUCAAUAAUUUGUAAACGAUGAAACACUUUUCUGUUCUCACGUCUACAUCUAUAAUUUCACUCUUAUAUAAGAUAACUGGUCUGAAAGUCAUUCUCUUGUGCAAACAUCAAUUAUUAUUUUAAUUACAUCUUACGCACGGAACUUAUCGUAAAGUACGAAAUGACUUAUGAUGUAUGCAUGAUGACCACUAUCAUGAGCUACUCGAUGAUUAUCUUUUUAUCUACUUUAAUUUAUUAUGUCGUAAUAAAACUGUCAGUUGAAAAAUUAAUAAAAAGGCGUCUUCUUUUUAUAAAAAAUCAUUAAUUUUAUUCGACGUCUAUGAAAACAAAUUUUAGUUGCUCGCGAGUAAUUCUCUGUUUUAGUUAAUGACGUAUAUGACAAUGUAUAUGUUAUAUUUUUUUCAUGUGCAACAAGCAUAUUGGGCAGAUUUUUGGCUAUGUAAUUCGGGUUGAGUACGUAACUGUCAACUAUAGCGCUAAAAAGAUCCCAUCGUAUCGCGUUUUGUUUAUAACAGGUACGAAAUUCCUUCUCAUCUCCGCCUUCACAUUAUACCAAAAGCACGAUCGAAAAGCGACGCGAUGGUGGGGUCACCAAGAUAGUCAACGUCUCGUGGUCCGAUCUCGCCUUUCAGUGUUAGCACUUCGUUCCGUCUGCGACGAUGUUGAUCGCAUUGCGACUUUUUCCGUUCACCACGCACUUUAAUUCGCGCCUGUUGAGCUUCGUACGAUCGUAACUGAUAUACAGCCGCUCCACCGCGUAUCUUCAAGCCACCUCGUCGUUCGAUAAUCCGAGGUGAUCUUCGUGCUUUUGUCCCAUACGAGAAAUUCAUUUUUUACUCUGUUAUAUCUCAAAUAUCGGACAAAAAUGGAAGAAUUUCAAGGAUAUGAGGAAUCUAAUAUAUAUAAAAAAGGACCACCUUGCAGAUUACGAAAAUUAGGAGACAUGAUCCCAGCACGCGUAGUGCUGUACCUACUCUCGUUCUCCGGAUUUCUUGUAUCUUUCAUGAUGAGGACAGACAUUAACAUCGCUAUGGUGGCCAUGGUGAAGCUGCCGUCAACAUCAGACAACGAUGUCGCGGUAACGUCACACUGUUACACAAUGACGAAUGCGUCACAUACGGAAAACACUACCAUGAUUAGACCGGAGGACGCUGGCGAGUUCACGUGGAGUCCAGCUAUUCAGUCUGCCAUUCUUAGUUCCUUUUACUGGUGUUACAUACUCUCACAAAUGAUCGGCGGUGUUCUUACUCAAUAUUUUGGCACUAAAACCAUAUUCGGCGGAUCCCAGAUCGUCACUGCCGUCUGCAGUCUGCUUAUGCCAUCCGCUGCAGAGAUUCAUUACGGGGCCAUGAUAGCGUUACGCAGCAUACAAGGCAUUGCAAGCGGACUCACGUGGCCCGCGAUGUACGCCGUAAUCGGACAUUGGAUUCCACCCGUGGAACGCUCGCGCUUCAUGUCUUCCUUUCAAGGGUUCAGCAUCGGCAUCGGCUUGACCUACCCAUUAUGCGCAUUUAUCAUCGCUCACUUCGGAUGGAGGACAGUGUUCUACACGACUGGCAGCAUCGGUCUCAUCUGGUGCAUCUUCUGGUACUUCUGCGCUUUCGAUACUCCCGCUUCACAUCCCAGAAUAUCUCAGCCGGAACUACGUUACAUUCAGGAAGGUGUUAGAAAUCAAGUUCUUGGUUCGAACGAGGAUUUGCCUGUUCCUUGGAAAUCUAUACUGACGUCCUGGCCAGCGUGGUCCAUUGGCAUCACAACCUUCGGUAGAAUAUGGGUACAUUACGUUUUUAUCAUUCCUGGCCCGAUGUACAUGAAGAGGGUGUUAGGGUUCAGCAUACAGGCAAAUGGAAUCCUAUCGGGCGCACCAUUUAUUUGCAGCUAUUUGAGUUCCGUUGUAUUCUGCUACGUUGCAGAUGUCCUGGUUACACGGCAAAUAAUGACUUUACUGACUGUGCGCAAGAUAUUUACCGCGUUGUCACAAGUAGUUCCUGGAAUCCUCGUAGUUCUGAUCGGAUACCUGGGCUGCAAUAUUAUCCUCGUUUUAGUUAUAUGGUUUAUAGCUGUUACUCUCAUAACAGCUGGUUACGCCGGUGCAAUGGCCAAUAUUGUUGACAUCGCACCUAAUUUCGCUGGGCCGGUAUUAGCGUUCGCACAGACAAUUCACAUGACCGCGAGUUUUCUAUCCCCAAUAGCAGCUGGUCUGCUCACACAGGAAAGCCAAUCUCUCGACGCGUGGAGGAAUGUGUUUGCGGUCACAGCGGGUGUGUCUUGCAUCACGUAUAUUGCCUAUCAGAUAUUCGGCUCAGCGGACAUCCAAGCAUGGAAUUAUCCCGAUCAAAAAUAUCCUCAAUCCGUUCAGGAGGACUCUCAGCCUUUGAAUGAAUCUCCCCGCAAGAAGAGCAGGAUUGUUCCAAGCCAAACAAAUCAUAUGGAACAAGCGUAAUAUACUUUUCUUUCGGUAUACUUUACAUAGGUUACGACUUACACAAGUAACAGAUUAGUUCCCUAUCUUUCUACUGCCGUCAUUCCUUGUGUUGAACCUUUAGGUCUUCUAACGCAAAAAAGCUAUUCUCAUAAAAACGUAGCUCUUUCUACGUAUAUGAAGAAUGCUUAUUUUCAAUAUUGGUCUCUCUUUUUUGUCUCUCUCUUUUUUUGUCUCUCUUUUUUGUCUCCCUCUUUUUAAAUUUCUGUAAAUAGAUGCGAUUGUUAAUGCAAAAGAAAUGCUAUAGGCGUCAGGGUAUUAUAUAUUAUAGUAAUGAGAAUGAUAUUUUUAUGAAGCGAUUCUCAGGAAUGUCAAAAUGUUCCAAUUGGUUUUCAACGCAGAUUGUAUAAAAGAAAUACACAAACGUUUAGAGAAAUAAUCGGUGAUAAGUAAAUUAUAAUUGCCCGUUCAUACAUAUUAUCUAAUAUGCAAGAAAAGCAUCGUAUAGUAAUUUAUUCGUAAGAUAAUACGAAGAUAUAGAUCUCAUGACGGUACCAAACUAUUACUUAUUUUUUCUAUGCGGAUACCCGAGAAAUUUAUAUGUACAUUACUAAUUAUUGAUAUAUUAAUUCUUUUAUAUUUGUAGAAUAUAUUUUCUUUUGUAUUUUUUCUCUUUCAAUUAUAAUCUAUGCGUUUAAUGUGUUAAUUAACCUCAGGAGGGAGGGACGUAAAGAUAUAAAAAAAUUAUUUUGAUCUUUCUGACAAUAUUAUUAUUUGAGUAUUAUCUGAAAUUUAUGAAAAUAUAACAGAGCUUAUGAUAAGCUCUCAUAUAUACUGAAAAAAACAUAUGGAACUAUUAGAGUACUUAUAAUAACUUUGAAGAGAUACUUAAAAUGUAUAUUUGCUGAAGAUAAUUUUUGUUUCUUUAAUUUUGUAAUAGUGUAUGCAGAUGUAAUCAUUAUGAAGUAGCGAGUACUAAAUGAAAACAGAAUUGAGAGGUACUUUUAUCAGUACUUAUAUUUUAUAAUCAGUGCCUUAUGGUGCGUGUAGGUUUUCAAAUUGACAAGCUCUGAUGGAGCUCUUUCUUGUAUACAUGUCUAAUAAUUUAUUAAUUUUUACAAAUUAUUAUAGUUGUAUGUAUGUAUAGGAAACAUACACUUGACAAAAUGUUCAUGACUGUAAAUUAAUACUAUAAACCUGCCAUUACAUCGCGACGAAAGCGAAAGAAUAUCUCUCUGCAGGUGGUGGGACACAUGUUAGACAGAUGCAAUGAUUCCGUUAUCAAUGUAUGCACAUAAUUUAUAGAUUGCGUUCCGAUAUCCAUUGCCAAUACUAAAAAUCUAUGGUUCAUAUUACGCAUACUACAUAUGGUUCAUAUUACAGAUUUUCAAUACUGGCAGAAUAUUAGAACGUAGUCCUAGUAGGUAAUACAAGUAUUAUAAAUUUCGCAUAGUUUUUACAUCGAAUUAUUUGUACUAAUAUUUCUUUCUAAUUUCAACAAUUUUAUCUCUUUAUACUUGUGUACAAUGUACUUUAUACUUUAGUACAUUGAUAUAUAUAUAAGUAUAUAAGAUAUGAGUCAAUGAUUGUUUCUUCAAUUAAUAUUGUAUAUGUUUUAAUUAUAAUCUCUUUUGUCGCGUAUAUAGAAUAUAUGUAAACAUUAGUUAUUAUCUUGAGAUAUAAAAGGACAUUAUUAUAUAAUUUUAUUAAAGUUAAAGUUAUAACGUAGAGAAUAUUUUGAAGAGUUAUUUUUUUUAAUGGAAAUUGUUUUGAGAAAAUAAUUUUUUGAACAAAAAUUUUGAACAUUGCGAAGGAAUUAUGCAAUUAUCCUAAAUAAAUAAAUUUAUGAUAGACGUAAAAAUAAAAUUGUCCUCUCUUUUUCUCUUUUUUGUUUCAAUCUUCUAUAUAUUUAGUUUAGUGAUUAUCAUUCAUUUUAUAUGUCAUAUAUAAUUACGAAUGUAAUCUUUUAUGUGACAAAUAUAUUUGGACGUUGUAUUUAUUGGAGCAAUUUAGUAAUAUGUAAACAGGAAAAUGCUAACAAUAACGAAUACGUCGAUUUAUCUUAAUACUUCUGUAAUUACCGCAUCAUAUUCAAACUCCAUUGUAAAGUCAAGGACCAGGAGCGUCGAGAAAUAAUAUACUAGAAAUUGUAUUAUACAUUGAAUGUUACUAAAAAGAGUUACUUAGAAAUAGGACAGAUGAUUUAUUAUAUAAUGCAGAUACAUGAGUUUAAUUCAAAAUAUAUAAACAUAUAUAGUUUUAUUAA
Odontomachus brunneus is the source of this 5867-nucleotide messenger RNA. Its product is annotated as sialin-like. The coding region runs from base 2045 to 3622 and encodes 525 amino acids. Gene Ontology annotation, cellular component: plasma membrane. Gene Ontology annotation, biological process: monoatomic anion transport; transmembrane transport. The transcript has 12 exons. Gene Ontology annotation, molecular function: transmembrane transporter activity. The record is from RefSeq and is a predicted model, not a curated record. Lineage: Eukaryota; Metazoa; Arthropoda; Insecta; Hymenoptera; Formicidae.